UCUUGACCAUGGUAAUUGUUAUUGUGCUACAACAUAUAUUUGAAUAUUUUCUAUGGUAUGGUUAACUGGUGGAGAUUCACCGGCGGAGAUGGAAGAGAAGAAUGGUGGUGGAUAUCUUGCCGUUGAAAGUGUUACUAGCUGUGAGGCCAAGUCUAUCAAGCCAGAACUAGAAGUGCAAGCUGUACCAAUCACAGAUCCUUGUGGGCCUUCUAUUGUGGAUGUGGAUUUGGAGGCUGUGGUUGUAAGGGAUCCUCUGCUGUUAAAGAAGAUUGGAGAUGCUACAGCUCUUCAAGUUAGAACUACUGGAAUUCAAUAUGCUUUCGCGCCAUAAUGCAUCAUAAUGAAAACCAUGACCUUAAAACAAUAUAAUGCAUCAUAAUUCUGAAAUCAAAUAAUAGAUGUAAAUGUUCUUAGAGUAAAAUUGAAUGCUUUACUGUUUAAUGAUACAUGUUAUACCAUUCAUUAGGUCUAUAUUAAAGUAUGAUUAAGUAUGAUCAAUACUGCAAAAGUAUGAUUAAGUGAUUGAAAAUUCGACAUGGUAUUUAAGUAUUGGUUCAUUAAUUAUACCAAGAAAUUGAUUGUAUCAUUUUGCCUUUCAUGAAGGUGAGAGUUCAGAUUCCUAUCAUGGGAGACCUAUGAUGAAGAUCUAUCUUAAUUAUAUAGUCUUAUGUUCUUUUGGCUGAAUUUUAUUCAUUUCUAGAACAAAUUGGUGGAAGUUAAUCUUUUAUAAAAUAGAUAGAAAAAUAAGUUAAGAAAAU
Molecule: messenger RNA, 758 nt
Organism: Arachis stenosperma
Lineage: Eukaryota; Viridiplantae; Streptophyta; Magnoliopsida; Fabales; Fabaceae
Product: phosphopantetheine adenylyltransferase 2-like
Exons: 3
Coding region: 53-331 (92 amino acids)
Source: RefSeq, a predicted model, not a curated record